Molecule: messenger RNA, 2197 nt
Organism: Durio zibethinus
Lineage: Eukaryota; Viridiplantae; Streptophyta; Magnoliopsida; Malvales; Malvaceae
Source: RefSeq, a predicted model, not a curated record
CCUUACAAAAAAAAAAUCUUAUCUAGCAAAAGUUGCAGUGAUUGAGCUAUAACUUUCAUGAGUUAAAAUGGCACAAUGAUCCUACUAUAUUGGGUGCGUGUUCAAAAUUAAGGCAUCUGUGAAGUGAAAUGUGGUCCAAAAACACAAGCUCCCCAGAUUUUUUUCUCACAAUGCCGACUUAUCCCCUCUCCUUCCCACAGUUCCCACAACCAAAAACAAAAGAAAAGAAGGGAAGAUCAUGAAAAAAAGGCAUCUCACAUGUCAAGAUCAUGUCACUUUCGUGAAAGGGAUUAAAAUUUUAGAUCCCACAAUAAAAUCCGAAAUUGUAGAAGUCAAAAGGUGUUAUCCUCCCACUACAUUACAGCACAAGCAAAAAGGAGCUUUUCCUGAAGCAACCAACAACUACUGCUACUAAUACCCAUUAUCAUCAUGGGUUAAAGGGGAGAGCUUGGAUAGUCACUAUUUGGCAUGCAUUGCUUACGUCUCCAUGUGUCCUAGGUGGCUUGGCCAGUUAAAGCUACGUCCAGUCUACUACCACUAAUAUUGCCUGUACCACCAGCUUUCCAUUGUAUCAGCCAGCCCCAUGCCUCCCUCAGUUGAUAACUUGAUAUGCAUCCAUGAAAUCAAAAACCUAAAAUAUCUGUUCAAUAGCCCGAAAUAUCUUCCUGCUAUUGCUUUUGCAAUGAGGUAUCAAGAAAACUGGUAACAGAUUGAAUGCAGGUUAAAAGUUUAUGACUCAAGCUUAGAAGUCAAAACACUGACAUAAUCAUGAAAUUUCUUGUGAUAAAAAGAACAAAGUUUGUGGCUUUGGACUUUAUUUCUAGUUUCCUCUAUUUUGUUAGGCGUGAAGAUAAUGAAACAUGGCAUGAGUCAAAACAGAUUUACAUUCAAGCAUGUUUAAUUUAGUUGAAGGGCGGUGGUGCGAUUCAGGCGUGGUAGUGCUUCUUCUUUGUGGGUAAAUUCGAACACUUGGAGAUAUAUGCACCCAUAUAUAAAAAGUAAAUACUGUCACGAGUGGGCUUAUGUCACAAUCAUCCCCCAUUAUAAAUACCCACUUACAUGGACCAAAUCUUGAUGCACAUCAACAAUUCACAACUCUAAAUUUGCCUAGAAAAAGCUUUGAAACUUCAAAUAUAAUGGCGAAGAAAAUGCAACUUAACUUUCUGUAUUUCGCCUUCUUCCUUCUUUUCUUAUUGGGUGCAUUCAGUGUAGCUGGUGCUCGUGGUCAUACGAAACAACUGACCUCUUCCGAAAUAUCUAUGGAGCCCAAUGCCCCAAGCGGGGGCUCCAAUGGUGCUAGUGGUUCAGGCCAUGGGCCCAACUGGGACUAUAAUUGGGGAUGGGGAUCAAGCCCUGGAAGUGGAUGGGGUUAUGGUUCAGGCUCGGGCAGGUCACCUAAUGGGUUUGGAAGGGGUUAUGGAUUUGGGUUUGGAUCUGGGACUGGGUCAGGUUCAGGGUAUGGUUAUGGGACUGGAGGCGGUGGUGCUCAUGGUGGUGGCUAUGGGGCUGGAAGUGGACAAGGCAAUUCUGGUGGCAGCGGCUACGGUGGAGGAAGCGGGGGUUCAAGCGCAAGCGGCAACUGCAACAGCUGGCCCUCAAGUAACAAAAACCAUCAUGGUUAAAGGAAGUUCUAUAGGCUUGCUUGCCAGGAAAGUACGGUUAGUAUGUGUGUAAGUAAGAAGAUAUAUAGUUUUGAGUCCCUUAAGUACAAUAUUGCAAUGUUAAUUUUUCAAGUUAAAACUAUCUUUAUGUAACGAUUAUAUAGUUUGAGCUUGUCUCCCAUUUGCCUGAUUGCCUUGAUAAUCUGCUGCAUGUUCGGCAACCAGAGCCACAAGUUUUUACAGUUUUCAAGUAAAAAGCAGGGAGAAAUGGCCAUACCUGCUAGUUUCCAUGCCAAGAAAAUCCUUCAUCUUCUUCUUAACAAAACAUAUCCUGUUAACCAGUUAUUUCCGCUUUUGGUUACAAUUCACAGGACAUUAAUUGCUGCAGUUCAGAUACAUUCCGUACAUAUGAACAGGGUAUGCAAAACUACAUAUAUUUUUAAUUCAGUCCAAAUGAUUCACCCUCCUCCUAAGAAAUUCCUACAAUGGCAUCAACUUUCGAAGCUUAACUACUUGCCCUAUCAUCAGCCUAUGAACCAGUAUGCAAUUCCUAAUGAAUAAAUUUCAAGGGGAGACAUAACUAGAAGAAAAUAAAU